UUUAGGUGCAUACUAUGAAUUAUAUGCGGAUCUAUCAAGCUGCAGCCUUUGAGAUAACAACAACAACUUUUCAAUAUUUAUAUUAUUGUUUACAAAACUUUCGCCGGUGAAGUGUUAUUUGUUGUUAAUUCUUUUCAAUUUGUUGUUAGGGCAAUUGAAAGAAUAAAACGUCAAUCCACGUACAUUGUGCUGCCACAGAGUGUCAAUUGAGUUAACGAUUGAUAGUUCAUUAACUAGUAAUGGCCACAAAACGUACGAAAAGACCUGCUCUUCAGACCAAAUACAGUGAGCAGAACCGCUUCAUGGAAAAAUUAAUGGCGAAAAUAUUUAGCUUCUACGACGAAAAGUCUCUAACCGAUGUCACAUUUAAAGUAGCAAACGCAACGGCUCUUGUACCCGCGCAUCGUUUGAUACUCGCAGCAGCGAGUCCUUACUUCGAGAACCUUUUCAAAGGCAAUAAAGGCAAUAAUCCUAUCAUCGAGAUAAAUGAUGUAGAUAGCGAUAUUUUUGAGUGCCUAAUAACCUUUUGCUACACCGGUCAGGCGCUGAUUACCGCUAACAAUGUCGGUGCUAUGGUAAAGGCGGCAAUCGUUUUGCAAUUGGACGAUGCCUUGACCAGUUGUGUGGACUACAUUAUGACACAAAGCGAUGAAUACACAUUACAUGAUGCUUAUACGCUAGAGCGUGAAAUUCAAAGUGAGCUUCUUAAGCAGAAAUUCAUCGAAUACGAAAUACAGAAUUUUAUGGAGAUCAGCCAAACCGACGAGUUUCUGAAUUUUAAUGUUGAAAGAUUGAAAUAUAUUCUGGAAUCUGACAAUUUGAAUAUAACUUAUGAGGAAGAUGCCUACGAUGCCAUAAAUCGCUGGUUCAAUUACGAUAUUUCUGCACGUCAAGAACAACUACCACUUUUAUUAGCUUGUCUCCGGCUUCCGCAAUUCAGUAUCGAUUUUCUAUUGACACACAUAGAGCCAUUACCUGCUGGUGAUCCACUGGCCUUCAAGGCGUUAUCCGAGAAUAGAACACCUGCAGCACGGACUCCGUUCCCACGACGAUCGGGUCUACGCAAAGUACUGUCAACUAGGCGGAACUUUGCUGCUACAACAAACGCAACAACACGGACAAAGAAAUACAAACCAAAACCACGUCAGCUCAGCGCUGGAAAUUGUGUGAAAACAUUUCUGGCAUUUUGCUCAGGGACGAAUCCGAAGCUGCUGCAAUAUAACAAAGUUGAGGACAAUUGGCAGGAAUAUGCGAGCAUAAAAUGCGACCACAUUUGUUAUAGAACUAUUUUAAAGGAUGAUAAUAUAUUAUUUAUUGGCGGUAAUAAAAGUGGUGUCACAUCCAACACCGUCCGCAGCUGGAAUAUACCGAAAAAGACAUGGCAACAUUUGAAUUUGCCUGCCAUGAAACAAGCAAGAAGCUCACACUGCAUUGUCGAAUUAGAUGGUAAGAUCUACGCGAUUGGUGGUUUUGGGGAUAAUAAAAUUCUGCAGUCGGUAGAGAGAUAUACGGCAUGCGAUGGGUGGGAGUACGUGCACAAUCUGAUUGUUGGACGAGAAGGUGCCGGAGCAGUGACUUUUGGUGGUAAAAUUUAUAUAAUGGGCGGUUAUAGUGACGGUGAAGAAUUAAAAUCCGUCGAGAGCUACAAUUCGGAUUCAAAUACUUGGACUCCUUGCGCGGAUACGAUACUACAUCACUCUUUACCUGGUGUAGCUGCACAUAAUGGUCACAUUUAUGUUUUAAGCAGUAUCGGUAUUGAACGAUACGAUCCUCAGCAAGACACAUGGACACAGAUUUGCUCUUUGGAAUUUGGCCGUGGUCUUAUAGCUUGCGCAUCGCUAGACAAUAAACUGUGGGCUAUUGGUGGCACCUCCCAAUCAGGCGAAAAGUUAGAGUUCAAUGACUGUUGGGUGGAAAGGUGCUCACUACCCACAAAUGACGUUUAUAACUGUUUUGUUGUGCCUGAAUCCUUGCUGUCGUCGAAAUGAUUCAAUAAUAAUAUAAUUAUUGUUCCUUUUUCAAUUUAAAACUUCGUUUAAAAUAAAUACUUUUAUAAAAAUAA
Molecule: messenger RNA, 2062 nt
Organism: Bactrocera latifrons
Lineage: Eukaryota; Metazoa; Arthropoda; Insecta; Diptera; Tephritidae
Product: kelch-like protein 1
Exons: 8
Coding region: 240-1988 (582 amino acids)
Molecular function (GO): protein binding
Source: RefSeq, a predicted model, not a curated record